This is a messenger RNA of Wasmannia auropunctata (little fire ant), 832 nucleotides long. RefSeq lists its product as uncharacterized. Bases 160 to 690 code for a protein of 176 amino acids. The record is from RefSeq and is a predicted model, not a curated record. The transcript is spliced from 2 exons. Lineage: Eukaryota; Metazoa; Arthropoda; Insecta; Hymenoptera; Formicidae.
GAGAGAGAGAGAGAGAGAGAGAGAGAGAGAGAGAGAGAGAAUCAAGAUGAUUCAAAGGUGCUGUGUACCAAAUUGUACAUCAACCUCCAGAACACUAUCUCAUAGACUUCCAAAAAAGUCAAGACAAAAAUAUGGCUAAGGGUCAUUGGACGGAUUGACAUGAUUGAUGCAUCAAGACAAAUAUUAAACAAAUUAAGGAUUUGCGGUUUACAUUUUUCGGAAGAUAUGCUAAUCCCUUAUGCAUCUCAACGAUGCCUAAAGGAUUGUGCAUUGCCAACUCUAUAUUUACCAUUAGAAAUAGAUGUUGCGCAAGAUACUGCCAAUACCAUUUCUAAUAGUACAAAUAUAGAUAAUCCCGAAAUAAUUAAACGCAAUCCUGAUUUUCCAAUGCCGACAACGCCGCCAAUGCCUAUACAACAAGACAAUGUAUUAAAAAUUAUACAUGUGAAAUCAGUUCAUACAGUAGAUGUUCAUUAUCUACGUAGUAAACUGAAACAUGUAAAAAAGAUACUGUAUAAGAAGAAAAUUACAAUUAAAAACCAACGGGAGAAAAUAAAUCGACUGCAUCGUAGGAAUAAAUGGGAGGAAAUUACACAGGAAUUAUCUAUUACACAAAAGACUUUCUUUGAUAUGUUAAGCACAAAUCUUCAUUGUAAACCACAGGUAUGUUUUUUACAAUUAUCCAUAUAGCACACGAUGUUGCAUAGACUACCACGACAUCCAUAUAACAUCGUACAGAUAUAUUGUGACAUCCAAGUGACGUUCCUCGUACGAAGUAUACUGUGUGUGAAAUUAUAACAUUUUUAAUUUAAAAUUAUUGAUAAAAUCAGAA